GCGCUCGCGCACCCGGCCGCCGCCGCCCUCCGCUCCCGCGCGCCGCUCCCGGCGGGGUAAUUCUAAUUAUCAACCAGCACUGGCAACCACUGAUAAUAAGGAGAUAGAAGAGAGAAAAUUGUACUGACCUGAUCCCAUUCCUAAAAACCCAUUGCAAGAGGCUGUAAACCCUGUGGAAAAUGGCCUUCAGUGAUCUUACAUCCAGAACUGUGCGUCUUUAUGAUAAUUGGAUCAAAGAUGCUGAUCCAAGAGUUGAGAACUGGUUCCUCAUGUCCUCACCGCUGCCACAAACCAUCAUCCUGGGAUUCUAUGUCUAUUUUGUCACUUCCCUAGGACCAAAGAUCAUGGAGAAUCGAAAGCCCUUUGAACUCAAGAAAGCGAUGAUAACAUACAAUUUUCUCAUAGUACUCUUUUCUGUGUAUAUGUGUUAUGAGUUUGUGAUGUCUGGCUGGGGUACAGGUUAUUCAUUUCGAUGUGAAAUUGUUGACUAUUCACUGUCACCUACGGCAUUGAGGAUGGCGCGCACCUGCUGGCUUUAUUACUUCUCCAAAUUUAUUGAGCUAUUAGAUACUAUCUUUUUUGUUCUACGUAAGAAAAAUAGCCAAGUGACUUUCCUGCAUGUCUUCCAUCAUACCAUCAUGCCAUGGACCUGGUGGUUUGGAGUCAAAUUUGCUGCAGGUAGCCAAGGGAGAGCUGGGAUCAUGUGUUAUCAAUGAUGACAUUUCUGUUUGUUAUAAACACAAAUUUUAUCCUUAAAUGUGAGUUAAAAGAAACUCAAAACAUCCAAAAAUCACUUUGAUCAAACUUAUGACUUCUUAUUACCUGACACAUCAAUGUAGGACUCCUACCCAGAUCCCUCCCACCCUCUACUCUUUAGAUAUGACUUUUGGGUACAGUCUUCUACAUGUACACUUUAGUUGUUUUGUUUGGAUUUUUUUCUGCUCCCAUAAAGGUCUAUUAAAUGUCUUUAAAUAACAAAUAAAAGAAUAAAUGAAAUGGUAAAAGCUUUGGCUUUAUCGGAAUAUGACUGGAUAUAUUUUCUUUAAGUUAGUUUCCUAUGACUUCCUAAAGGGAAGUUUGUUUGUCUCAAAUUCCAUGUCUUCUUUGCCUUCAAAUUGCUGAUAACUAAUUCACACUCUAUCCCCUAGCAACUCUUUAAAUAUUUAUCAAAUUACAGUUGUCUCAACUCUGGACAUCCCACUAUAUCAAAGGAUGUUUUGACAUUUUAGGUAAAAGGUGGUUUAAAUCAAAAGCUUG
Talpa occidentalis (Iberian mole) is the source of this 1257-nucleotide messenger RNA. It is a transcript of the gene ELOVL7, whose product is annotated as ELOVL fatty acid elongase 7. NCBI's taxonomy places the organism in Eukaryota, Metazoa, Chordata, Mammalia, Eulipotyphla, Talpidae. Gene Ontology annotation, cellular component: endoplasmic reticulum membrane. The record is from RefSeq and is a predicted model, not a curated record. The transcript has 7 exons. Gene Ontology annotation, biological process: fatty acid elongation, saturated fatty acid; very long-chain fatty acid biosynthetic process; fatty acid elongation, monounsaturated fatty acid. The coding region runs from base 180 to 716 and encodes 178 amino acids. Gene Ontology annotation, molecular function: fatty acid elongase activity.